Molecule: messenger RNA, 1536 nt
Organism: Dipodomys spectabilis (banner-tailed kangaroo rat)
Lineage: Eukaryota; Metazoa; Chordata; Mammalia; Rodentia; Heteromyidae
Gene: Kcng4
Product: potassium voltage-gated channel modifier subfamily G member 4
Exons: 2
Coding region: 1-1536 (511 amino acids)
Biological process (GO): potassium ion transmembrane transport; protein homooligomerization
Cellular component (GO): membrane; voltage-gated potassium channel complex
Molecular function (GO): delayed rectifier potassium channel activity
Source: RefSeq, a predicted model, not a curated record
AUGCCCGUCCCCUCUGCAGACCAGAGCUUGCACCUUGGACAUCCUCACUUUGGCGCCUGCAGCCCGCUGACCCCGCUCUGGCCGGGUCCGCCUGAGGCCCCGCCGGCCAAGGGCCUGUACUACCGCCGGGCGCGGAGGGUGAGCCCUCCCGACACCGCGCCGGCGCCGGCGGCCGACCCGCAGCAGGAGAUGCUGGUGAACGUGGGCGGCUGCCGGUACCGCCUGGCGUGCAGCGCGCUCGACGCCUUCCCGCUCAGCCGCCUGGGCCGCCUCCGGCGGUGCCGCAGCCGCGAGGAGAUCGGCCGGCUCUGCGACGACUACGACCACCGCAGCCGCGAGUUCUUCUUCGACAGGAACCCCAGGGCGUUCGGCGCCAUCGCCAGCUUCCUGGCGGCCGGGAAGCUGGUGCUGCUGCGGGAGAUGUGCGCCCUGUCCUUCCGGGAGGAGCUGAGCUACUGGGGCAUCGAGGAGGGCCACCUGCAGCGCUGCUGCCUGCGCCAGCUGCUCGCCAAGCUGGACGAGGCCGCCGAGCUGCGCCGGGAGGAGGCCCUGGAGCGGCAGCGCGACGCCCGCGGCCCCGCGGCCCGCCCCUCGCGCCGCGCGCGCUGCAUGCACCGGCUGCGCGAGAUGGUGGAGAACCCGCGGUCUGGGCUGCCCGGCCAGGUCUUCGCCUGCCUCUCCGUCCUCUUCGUGGCUACCACGGCGGUCAGCCUGUGCGUCAGCACCAUGCCCGACCUCAGAGCCGAGGAGGACAAGGGCGAAUGUUCUCGCAAGUGCUACUACAUCUUCGUGGUGGAGACCGUGUGCGUGGCCUGGUUCUCCCUGGAGUUCUGCCUGAGAUUCGUCCAGGCCCCGGACAAGUGCCAGUUCUUCCGCGGGCCGCUGAACAUCAUCGACAUCCUGGCCAUCUCGCCGUACUACGUGUCGCUGGCGGUGUCCGAGGAGGCCGGGGAAGAGGCCCGGGAGAGGCCGAGCGCCGCCGGCUCCUACCUGGAGAAGGUGGGGCUGGUGCUGCGCGUGCUGCGGGCGCUGCGCAUCCUCUACGUCAUGCGCCUGGCGCGCCACUCGCUGGGGCUGCAGACGCUGGGCCUCACCGUGCGCCGCUGCGCGCGCGAGCUCGGCUUGCUGCUGCUCUUCCUGGGCGUGGCCGUCACCCUCUUCUCGCCCCUGGUCUACGUGGCCGAGAACGAAUCCGGGCGGGUCCUGGAGUUCACCAGCAUCCCCGCCUCCUAUUGGUGGGCCAUCAUCUCCAUGACCACGGUGGGCUACGGGGACAUGGUCCCCCGCAGCGUGCCGGGCCAGAUGGUGGCCCUCAGCAGCAUCCUGAGCGGAAUUCUCAUCAUGGCCUUCCCGGCCACAUCCAUCUUCCACACCUUCUCCCACUCCUACCUGGAGCUCAAAAAGGAGCAGGAGCGGCUCCAGGCUCGUCUCCGCCGCUUCCAGAACACGGCCGGCUCGGGCAGCGAGCGCAAGCUCCUCGCCGAUGUGGACGACCCCGUCCUCCAGGACACGGCCUCCCCCAACACCUAUGUGUAA